AUGCAGAAGAUUCCUUACGCUUCGGCUGUGGGGAGUCUAAUGUAUGCUCAAGUAUGUACACGUCCGGAUAUUGCGUACAUUGUUGGCAUGUUAGGCAGAUAUCUAAGUAACCCUGGAAUGGAUCAUUGGAGAGCAGCCAAGAGGGUUAUGAGAUAUUUACAGAGAACAAAAGAGUACAUGCUUACAUAUAGGAGAUUGGAUCAGUUAGAGUUGAUUGGGUAUUCCGACUCCGACUUUGCUGGAUGCCAAGACAGUAGAAGAUCCACAUCAGGCUAUAUUUAUCUGUUGGCUGGUGGAGCAAUUUCAUGGAGGUCUGCCAAACAGACACUCGUAACUUCAUCCACCAUGGAAGCAGAGUUUGUAGCAUGUUAUGAGGCAUCCAAUCAAGGAAUAUGGCUACGAAAUUUUGUCACUGGGCUGCGUGUUCUGGAUGUCUUUGAGCUUGCAUGUGGGGAUGGGCAGAUCUGUGGGUUGCUUUUAAUUGGUGGGCUUUGUGUGAAUUUGAUCGGCCCUCGUUUGGUUACUGAGAAACCGGAGGAAAAAAAUGAAAAACAAACGAAAAUGUUGGCUCUUGCUCUUCUCUUGUGA
Vitis vinifera (wine grape) is the source of this 588-nucleotide messenger RNA. RefSeq names its product secreted RxLR effector protein 161-like. The record is from RefSeq and is a predicted model, not a curated record. NCBI's taxonomy places the organism in Eukaryota, Viridiplantae, Streptophyta, Magnoliopsida, Vitales, Vitaceae. The transcript has 2 exons. The coding region runs from base 1 to 588 and encodes 195 amino acids.